AAAAUCGAAAUGAAAAAGGAGGAUCAUCUCUCACCGAGAGGGGGCGACCUCCUGUGGCAGAACAAAAAAACCCCGCCAAAGUAUCUGAGCGUAAAAGAGGAAGACGCUUACAUCCAAUCACAAGGAGCGACCGGCCCAAACCGGAAGAGGUCUGUUGUACACUUCAUUUCACAAAACGUCUGGAAACCUGCUGCAAGGAUGUCCUCAAACACAAGUAUUAUUCGCGUUCAGAUGUCAUCUACGGGCCAGGCACAGCGAGGCCCAGUCCACCUAAUGCCCUGUGAGAUCGAACACAACGGAUCUGCCCAGGUCUCACAGUACUUCACUGCUACCACAAAAGACCACAAACAAGAGAAGACCGUGUCAUUCAGAGGGCGUCGGUUGAAGGGGCAGGAACUCAGCUGUCCACAGGGCUACACUGGCUUGGUGCUGAAAGAGAUAAACAAGCCCGGCUCUGACCAAGAGGACAGAACAGUCAGAUUAUCCUCUGUGUUUGACAAGCUGACCUACUGGAACCUGGAAACUCCUCCGAACUCUGAUGAUACGGUUGUGAUGGCGAUGGAUUGGCCAGAGUUGGCUGAGGCAAUCCACGGGCCAGUAGAGGACUGAAGAGAGACAAAACUACCUGCUGAGUGAGAUGGCAGGUUGGUGCCACCUCAGUUAAGAAGAAAUGUUAAGAAUGAAAUGUACAGUUUGUGGUUUGUGGUUACAGUCAGUGAAAAGACCUAAGAAAUGCUAACCAGUUCGGUGUUACUAUGGCACAGCAAUACGUAACAAGUGUAAUGUUUAUAUUUUUGUAUGAUAUGUUCUUUUUUGUAGCAAAAAUAAAUAAAAUAUUGACUGACCAACCU
This is a messenger RNA of Scatophagus argus, 851 nucleotides long. RefSeq names its product ribonuclease H2, subunit C (gene rnaseh2c). The record is from RefSeq and is a predicted model, not a curated record. Gene Ontology annotation, biological process: RNA catabolic process. The transcript is spliced from 5 exons. NCBI's taxonomy places the organism in Eukaryota, Metazoa, Chordata, Actinopteri, Scatophagidae. Gene Ontology annotation, cellular component: ribonuclease H2 complex. Bases 10 to 609 code for a protein of 199 amino acids.